AGCUGCACUAUGUCUUUGAAUCCUCCCACCAGCAAUGAUGCGUGCCUGAGCAUCGUGCACAGUCUUAUGUGCCAUCGGCAAGGUGGGGAGAAUGAGACCUUUGCUAAACGUGCCAUUGAGAGUUUAGUGAAGAAGCUCAAAGAAAAGAAAGAUGAGUUGGACUCGCUGAUUACUGCCAUUACAACCAAUGGAGCACACCCCAGCAAAUGCGUAACAAUUCAGCGGACCCUAGAUGGGCGACUGCAAGUUGCCGGAAGGAAAGGUUUCCCACAUGUGAUCUAUGCCCGACUCUGGCGAUGGCCAGAUUUACACAAGAACGAGCUGAAGCAUGCCAAGUUCUGCCAGUUUGCAUUUGACUUAAAGUAUGACAGUGUCUGUGUCAACCCAUACCAUUAUGAGAGGGUUGUAUCACCUGGGAUUGGUCUCAGUCUCCAGAACACAGCUCCACCCACUCGCUUGGUGAAGGAUGAAUUUGUCCACGAGUGUGUGCAGCUGGAUGGACCUCAAGUCAUGCCACAUCCUGAAGAACAUGGGCUUCAGCCAGUCAAACAUCCAACCAAUACACCUUCGGAGACCUACUCCCAACCUCUCCCGCCACCAAUACUUCCCUUACCAGAGACGUCCAGAGCAACUGUGCACAGUUAUCCCAACAUUCCAAUGUCUCCUCCUCCUGCCAACAAUUCUCUCAUUCCUAUGACUCAUAGUGAGGGAUUGUUACAAAUUGCCCCACCGCUGCAACAGAUGGCACCUCCCCCAACACCACCACCUCCUGCCCCUCCUCAUCCAUCUCAGCAAAAUGGAUAUCCACCGCCAAAACAGCCAUACCAGAAUAGCACAGCUACUUGGACAGGUAGCAGCACAGCUGCUUAUACUCCAAACAUAGUGCCCCAGCAAAAUGGACAUGGGCAUCACCAACCACCACUCCACCACCCUAGCCAUUACUGUCAGGCAUCACAAUCGGCUGUGAUACCGUUUCUCUUGCGUCACACUGCCUCAACCUCACAACCGCGCACACCACAUAACGGGUCUUCACAUCACAACGGGGCAUCCUAUCAGCAGCCAAUCUCCAACCACCCAGGCCCCGAGUUCUGGUGUUCGAUCACAUAUUUCGAGAUGGACGUUCAGGUGGGAGAGAUGUUCAAAGUUCCCUCUAGCUGUCCAGUAGUGACAGUUGAUGGCUACGUGGACCCUUCAGGAGGAGAUCGUUUCUGCCUUGGCCAGCUUUCAAAUGUACAUCGUACUGAUGCCAGUGAGAAGGCCAGAUUGCACAUUGGUAAGGGCAUCCAGCUGGAGUGUCGGGGUGAGGGUGAUGUCUGGAUGCGAUGCCUCAGUGACCAUGCUGUAUUUGUGCAAAGCUACUAUCUGGACCGAGAGGCAGGCCGGGCACCUGGAGAUGCUGUACAUAAAAUUUAUCCUGGUGCAUACAUCAAGGUGUUUGAUUUGCGUCAGUGUCACCGACAGAUGCAGCAACAGGCGGCCACAGCACAAGCAGCAGCAGCAGCACAGGCUGCAGCUGUGGCAGGGAACAUUCCAGGCCCUGGCUCUGUGGGAGGCAUUGCACCUGCUGUUAGUCUUUCUGCAGCUGCAGGGAUUGGCGUUGAUGACCUGAGGCGACUCUGCAUCCUCCGGCUGAGCUUUGUAAAGGGCUGGGGCCCAGAUUAUCCCCGGCAGAGCAUCAAACACACACCCUGCUGGAUCGAGGUCCACCUGCACCGGGCACUGCAGCUGCUGGAUGAGGUUCUGCAUACCAUGCCCAUUACCGACCCGGGAUCUGUUAACUGAUAUCGGUUGCCUUCAUAUCUUUGUUCUCUUCUUCCACUUAAUUAUUAUCAGACUUGUAAACUGAUCACUUGAAUCUGGGGACCUCUGCAGUCACAUCAGACUGAUGCAACAUAACUUUAUUUUUAUAUAAGUUUUAUCUUAUUGCUUAUUGACCACGUGCAUAAAAACAUGGUCAUGAAAAAUUAACACUACAACCACAUUGGAGAUGCUUUCGGAACUUGCUCCCCUUACCUCUACAAAAUGUAUUUAUUUAGUCUUCUAAUUAGGAUUUAGAGCAAAUAGCUCAGCAACAGAUCAUCUGGUUCUAGUUCAUUUCCCAGUGUGGAAUUUGUUCAGGAUUUGCUUGCUCUGACUUUGGAUUUCCUGUGUAACCAGUUUCAGGGCACGAAUUUUCAAACUGUUUUUAGACUUCUACCUGGACAGUAGAUACUCUAGGUGACUUUUUUGGGGAAUGUAAGCCCUGUUGUUCUAUUAUUGCUAGAUGUCACUAUAUUGUGCCACAACUUAGCCCAAACUAAGGGUGAAAAUUCUAAGAUCUGGUUUAACUAUUGAAUCUAAUAAUGUAGUGCAACAUCCUGUGCUGCAUUUUUUUUCCUGAAUGAAGUUUCUACAUGGCCAGGUAAAAGUGUUACAUGGUGUUGUGAACUUACUUGCAGAGUAAACAAAGGAUGAACAGUUUGAAAGCAGCCCAUUACCUUGUACCUUUAGCAGAUUGUUCACUGCAACUCCAUCACUGAAAGAGGUGGCAACGGAAGGCAUCUAGCUCUUUCUCCUUCACUUUUAUUAUGCAGAAUUCCAGAUUCAAGGCUAAACUCGAAAACACGUUUGGCCAGAUCAUGCCCGUUAGCUCCUCAGCGAAGUUCCAAUGACGGCACAUACUUUGAUAUCCCAAAGCCUGGAGGCCUCACCACAAAGAACCACAGUUCUGAUGUCUACUUUCUUGUAAAAGAGGAAUGUUUAACUAUCAGCCGCAGUGGUUUUCACUUACAUUCAUGCACGAUCUAAUAGAAUCUAAGCUGAAACAUUACAGAUUCUUUGAGACUAGUAGUCCUUCAUCAUCCUACCUAUUCCCCUUCUCUCCAUAUAGCUUGAGACUUCCAAUAACAUAACAUCAUCUGAAGGUUUAAUUAUAAUUCAUAUCAUCUUUCAUCAGAUAAUGGGAAGUUCAAAAAAGUGCUUUUACCUGACUAACCCUGAGUUAUCAUGCUGGUGUGACAUUGUAAAUUCCAUAACUGUAGCAUAGAACAAUUUGGAUCAAGGCACUUCCCCUUGUGCAGUGACAGAAAUGUAGCUGGUCAGACAGUUAUGAUCAGUUGAUCCUAUAUCUGGAUUCAUUUCAAGUUUUGUUCCUUCAUCACACUUUGUAGUUAAGACAUAGCAGCUCUGUGAUGUAUUCAUGCUAUUGUGACCUGCAAGUGCACUGCAGUAGCCAGAAUAGACAUUUCCUCUGCCUACCACCUUAUUGUAGAAUCAAUGUUCCACCAUUCUAUGUCAACACUGCAUACAGCCCAGAGUAUGUUUAAAUUGAAAAGUCUUCGAUUCCUCCAAAUUCCAGUUUCACCCAGAGCUACACAUCCUGCUUCUCAUCACCGUGAAGUGAUUCCUUCUGUUAAUUUGGGUGAUAGCAGGAUAAAGCUCAGUUGUGACAUCCUGUACUGUCAGAUGUCCUACUGAUACGGUUCAUGUGUGAAGAUUGUUGCCUGUCUCGAACCAAAGAUUUAUAGAACCAAACCCCAGCAAGAGCUGGUGCCUUCAGGAAAAGGAGGAGGUAGAUGAACAAGAACACUGAACUAGAUUCAGUUAACUGCAUGCAGUAAAUGGAGCCCAUAUAUGGCUGAAGAUUCUCUUGAUCACAGGAAGCAUUUAAUUUCUAUUAAGUGUCCUGCCUUUCAGUUUGUACCCUUGGAAGACUGGUUGCAAAUCUACUCCAAGCUCCUCUCAUUCUGUGACCACUAGCGAAGCACAAGUUAUUUUACACAAACAUUGAAGGAUUUUAAUUGUGAUGUUUCCAUGAUUUCUUAUUGUUUGGACAAUGCAAGGGGAACUUUAUCCUGGCUGCAUUUAACUGUGCCUAUUCCAAGGAGUAUUGAAUGGGGCAAAUUUACGAGUGUUACUUUAUCUAAUCUUCGCUGUUCUGGAUGGGACAAGUGAAAGAAGAUUUUUCUCUUGCAGUGUACUGCCAAUAGUUUAGUAUUCUUCAGUUAAUUCAGCCUGAUAGAAAUAAUGAGAAAUCCUAGCCAUCUCCACUGCUUCCUCCAACAAAUUCAGUUUACUGGAUUUGGUCAGGCCUGCUAUGUUCAAUUUCUUCCAGGUCUGCUAAUAAUCUGCUACUGUCAUCCUCUUACAAUAUUCUCUGUAUCAAGCUAUGAGUGGUGUGGGAGAGGGAGAAAGGGUUGCUCACUGUAAGCUUCACUUUGUGAUAGUUACCAAUCUGAGAAAGAUUUACCAUUUCUGGAUCCCUGAGAGCCCCUGGAAUGUGUGUCCUUGAUAGCCCCAGUUUCCUCCUCCCUCCCACACAUGGUUUCACCCUGAUAUCCCUAACCUUUCAAUAGGAUGUAUACCCUGAUUCAUCCUGUCCCCCUCGCCCGGCUCCCGGGGUAUGUACCCUGAUGCUACCUGUUUGCUCCUCUCUCCCACCGUGUGUAUGCUGAUUCCUUCUAUCUUGCUCAUGCCCCUGGUCUGUGUGCUGUGUUUCCUCCUCUUAUCCACUUACCCUAGCCCCACACCCUCUUCCAGGUGUGCACCCUCUUAAUUCCUACACUCUCAAGACAUGUAUCCUGAAACUUAAAACCCUCUGUUGCUGUUGUGGGAGAGCUUGUAUCCUGAUACCUCCUGUAUGCUCAGCACAUGUCAUACUCCAGUGGCCCGAAUCCCAUGUUGAAGGAAGCAUUCUAAGCUGUAGUAACUAAAUAGAAGUUUUUUAAGCUGUGUCAGAAAUUUGUGCUGAAUUCAAGUGGAUUUUUUUAAGUUGAUUUAAGUUUUGAAUUUUGUAUUGUAACAUGUAAAUCACCACAGCCUGUGCCUCAGAUGAGACUGGAGGUUGACAGAUAGACAUUAGCUGUCCCCCACCCAUAAAUAAUAGAACAUUACCAAAGAUUAAAAGCAAUUUCAGCGGUUCAUGGUUUUCAGGCAUUCUUCAGGACUUUUUGGCAAAUACUUUUGCUUAUUCUUGGGAAGAUACCUGACUAGGUGUAGACUUGUACUUGGCCAGCUAUGACUGGAUGUACUGUUGUAUUUCAAUUCUACCUGUAGCCGUGUGUUGCAAGAAUGGAAACUAGUUUCUUAUUUCUGGGUCAUCAUCUAAAUCACCCAGUGUUCGGUGUACCCAGGAUGGCUUUCAUGGCUGAUGAAGAAUGGUCAACAUGAUCUUUGUGUUACCUCAAGUUCAAGAAAAGUUCCAUGAACAAAAUAAGGACCUUCUACAUAGUGUUUGUUGACCUGACAGUAAACUGUGAAGGCCUGUGGAAGGUGCUGUACACAUAUGGCUUCCCUGGAAAGAUGAUCAGGGUCAUCUGCCCCUUUCAUGAUGGUCAGUGUGAUACAGAAUGGCGCCUUAUCAAAUCUCUUUCCUGUUACCAAUACCACCAGGUAAGGCUGCGCAAUAGCUCCAGUCUGUUGUCAUCUACUUUUCACCCAUACUCUUGUGUGCACUCAAAAGAUCUCAAUAUAGGAGUGCACAUUCGGUUCAGGACAGAUGCAAUUCAGUUUGCAAAGCCUCAAGGCUCACACACAGCUACUAAGUAAACUCUUGUUUGCUGAUGACUGUGUUCUCAUUGCAUACACUCCACAAAACAUUCGGUGCUUGGUGACCAUUUUUUCCAAGCCUCAAUGAUUUAGCCUUACAGUAAGUGAAAAAGACAGAGAUUUUGUACCAAGCUCCAAGAUUUCAUAGUCACAAUCAACAAUACGCCCUUCGAUUCAGUUCAGAUGGUUUGUUAUCUUGGUGUAAACUCUCGAUGAACAUUAAGUUGGAUAAUGAAAUCACCUGGGAAAAACAACCUCAGCAUUUGGCAAGCUCACCCACAGAUUGGAGAGAGCAUGGAGUUUGUCUCAAAACAAAGAUCAGAGUCUACCACAGAGUGUUUCUCACAUCAUUUAUCUAUGGCUGAGAGGCAUGGACAACCUACCCACAUCGCACAAAACAACUAGAUGCAUUGCAGCUUUGCUGCCUAAGACCCAUCUGCCACAUCAAGUGGCAAGGCAAAAUCCCUAACACUGAAGGUCUUCCAAGGUGCCAUAUACCUGGUUUCGAGAGCAUGCUCAUCAGAGUUCAGCUUCACUGCAUCAGCCAUGUAGUUAGCAUGGAGGAUUCUUGCAUACCAAAGGUGGAAAUCUACAGCCAGUUGAGCAUGGGAACCUGCAUGACAGUAUGUCCCAAGCUUAAUUUUUCAGAAUGGUUUUGUAUUUAUCUCAGAACCUGUAAGUUGAACCCCACUACAUGGGAAAACACAACCCUGGACAGAUACAAAUGGAAAGGUUUCUGUCAUCAAGCAAUCACAACAUUUGAGGAGAUUAGAGUCAGGUCCCUACAAGAUAAGUGAACAUGCAGCAAAGCCAGUGCCUUCACCCCACCCCUCCAUCAAUAACAUCAUAUGCAAUUUUUUGCAAUCGUAACUUCAAUUCAAGAUUUGGUUUAGCAUCACAUAUGAGACACCAACCUAGACAGUAAGCAACUAGACUCCUUGCUGAACACUGAUCCUUCAAAACGACAGGAGAAUACAUCAUCAAUCAUCCAGGAGUAGAUUGAUGCCACAUUACCUUUAUCCUCUUUCUCCAGUUCCCUGCAAUACCCCCACCCCUCCAAUAGUCAUGUCAAAUAGGUAAAUUGCUUGUGAUAUUGCAGACAUAUCUCUCAUGAAACGCUUGCUAGCACCGCAUUUCCAUCUUCCCCUUGCAGCAGCAGAUGUUCAGGAGAGAAGAAAUGUUCUGUUCUUGAUAUCCUGGUCAGCGGGGGUUAUUCCUUAAGUUUUUGCUACAAGAAAUUCCACAUAGAAAAUUCCUUGGUAACAGUACAUUCCAUAUUGAUGUCACUCACCCAAAGAUCCAAGUGUAGAUUGUACCCCAGCACCUGUAAUGAGAUACAGUAACAUCUAUACUUCUAAUAACAUUUUAUAUUUAAGAUUUAUUUUCUGUUCUGCUUCUAUUUUUCCUACUCACUGAGUAAACAGUUAAAAUGACAGGCUGUGGUACAAAUGAGUGCAGGUGGACCAUUUCUGAUGUGCAAAUUUAUCCAGAUCCUGUUGUAUGUGUAUUGUUCCUGGCAAGCAAUUAUAGGACUGUUAGUAUUUGAUGCCCUGUGUAUAGAAGAGGUUCAAACUGCCCUGAUCACGUGUAUAAAAUCUUUUGUCACAAAUCUAUGUAAUUUUUGCCUUUUGCGAAACAUAUGUGAGAAAUUAGACUUGUCAAUUGCAAA
Carcharodon carcharias (great white shark) is the source of this 7195-nucleotide messenger RNA. It is a transcript of the gene smad10a, whose product is annotated as SMAD family member 10a. The record is from RefSeq and is a predicted model, not a curated record. Gene Ontology annotation, molecular function: RNA polymerase II cis-regulatory region sequence-specific DNA binding; DNA-binding transcription factor activity, RNA polymerase II-specific; I-SMAD binding. Gene Ontology annotation, biological process: regulation of transcription by RNA polymerase II; anatomical structure morphogenesis; cell differentiation. The transcript has 12 exons. Lineage: Eukaryota; Metazoa; Chordata; Chondrichthyes; Lamniformes; Lamnidae. Gene Ontology annotation, cellular component: heteromeric SMAD protein complex. Bases 10 to 1782 code for a protein of 590 amino acids.